Messenger RNA from Sclerotinia borealis F-4128, 816 nucleotides. The record is from the annotation of a GenBank genome assembly. NCBI's taxonomy places the organism in Eukaryota, Fungi, Ascomycota, Leotiomycetes, Helotiales, Sclerotiniaceae.
AUGUCUUCCAAUAGGGAUGCUCUCCAUUUCCCCGCGUUUGAACGAGCGCAAAUGGACGAUUACCUACCAUCCAAGACUUCCAUUGCAACUGCGGGAUUAAAUUCACGUCCCCAUAUAACACUUACAUAUGCUACCUCUAUGGACUCACAAAUUACUAUAAGUCCGGGGAUUGGCUCACCUAUCUCCGGCCCGGCCUCAAAGGCAAUGACCCAUUACCUGAGAUCUAGACAUGAUGCUAUAUUGAUUGGUGUUAACACUGCAAUUGCAGAUAACCCUAGCUUAAACUGCAGGCUAGAAGGGGUUGGGGGUUAUGGGGGAGGGGAUUCUCUAGAGGGGCAGCCAAGACCAAUUAUCGUCGACCCCAAAGGCCGAUGGAAUUUCGGAAAAAAUAAUAAGAUUUUCGAGUUGGUGAAGCAUGGCAAAGGAAAAGCCCCCUGGAUCAUCACUGCGGAGCGCGAAAAUAAAAUCUCAUUCGAGAAAAGAGAGUUCCUUAAUGCAGUAGGUGGGAAGUUCAUAUUCUUGUCACCGGACGAGGCAGGAAAGUUUUCAUGGGAUCGUAUCCUGCGAGCGCUGUGGGAGGAAGGUGUUGAGAGCAUGAUGAUUGAAGGGGGCGCUGAGAUCAUUAAUGGGGUGCUAGCUGAAGGUCGAGAACUGAUAGAUGGAGUUAUAGUCACAAUAGCGCCGGUUUGGCUUGGGAAAGGAGGAGUGGUCGUGAGUCCCGAGAGGGAGAACCAGGAAACGGAGGCAGUGAGACUAAAGGAAGUGAAGUGGGUCCCACUGGGACAGGACGUUGUUUGUUGCGGAAGGGCCCAAUAA